Messenger RNA from Hyla sarda, 1837 nucleotides. RefSeq names its product mesencephalic astrocyte derived neurotrophic factor (gene MANF). NCBI's taxonomy places the organism in Eukaryota, Metazoa, Chordata, Amphibia, Anura, Hylidae. The record is from RefSeq and is a predicted model, not a curated record. The transcript has 4 exons. Gene Ontology annotation, biological process: dopaminergic neuron differentiation; neuron projection development. The coding region runs from base 197 to 739 and encodes 180 amino acids. Gene Ontology annotation, cellular component: endoplasmic reticulum.
UACUACGCGUCAGCCAAUAGUAGGAUGGGACGUGUUACGGGCAGUGACAUCCAGCCAAUCACUGUGUGCGGCGUGGAAACGGCCAGCUCUGGCUGGCCAAUGGAGAGUGAGCGGGGGCGGGAGGAGAUUGGUAGGAGAAGCGGGGCUGGAGUUGCCGGUAAGCGCAGUGUGAGGACAGAACGGUGGCUGAUCCGCUAUGAGGACUCUGUGCGCUCUGGCUGUAACCGGCAUCCUGCUCGUCCUGCCCGCCCCGGGCCAAGCACUAAAAGCAGGAGAAUGCGAGGUGUGUGUAUCGUUUCUCGGCCGCUUCUAUCAGUCAAUUAAAGAGAAGAAUGUGGAGUUCACACCAGCCGUGGUGGAGAAGGAGCUGCAGAAGUCAUGCGAUGCUGCCAAAGGGAAAGAGAAUAGAUUUUGCUAUUACAUUGGAGCCACCAGUGAUGCGGCCACAAAGAUAACCAAUGAGGUUUCCAAGCCAUUAAGCCACCACAUCCCUGUCGAGAAGAUCUGCGAGAAACUUAAGAAGAAGGACGGUCAGAUCUGUGAGCUGAAGUACGACAAACAGAUUGACCUAAGCACAGUGGAUCUGAAGAAGCUUAGAGUAAAGGAACUGAAGAAAAUUCUGGACGACUGGGGUGAGACCUGCAAGGGCUGCGCAGAGAAAUCUGACUACAUCCGCAAGAUUAAUGAGCUGAUGCCCAAGUAUGCCCCCAAUGCAGCAAACGCACGGACGGACCUCUGACCCCAAGGACUCCCCUCACGGACUCCUACCCUGACCCCUGUGCCAGUGCUCAGACUGAAUCCUAGUUUAAUUUACUUUUUUUAAAAUAUAGAUUUCUUUUCUGUUAUUUUGGAGGAUCCCUGGGUACCUGAGGACAGUGAAGGAUGCAGUUUACUGUAUAUUAUUCCUCUCUGAGUGGUAUUUUUUCUAUGAAAAUAAAAGAAUCCACUCUGUUUGCUACUGAGUGUAUCAUGCCCCCAGGCCCGUGGAGAGCAGCAGCAAUGUUGCACUGUUCCUGCUUGUUUCUUCCCUGUACCUGAUCACACAACAGCUUGGACAGGCCUGUCUACCUGCCGACUGUUUUCACUGUGUAGCUUUAUCCAACAAUUACCGGCUGGACGUUAUCAUCAGUAUUUCAUCGCACAGCAGUGACGGAGAUGAAGUGGUAUAUGGGGAAAAGGCUCUGCAUAUCUAUCAUGGGGGAUCCUGUGUGUUAUUGGAAGAUUCAUCUCCACCGUGUUACUGAAGCCUGCACAGCAAUAUUCUUAUAGAAGCAAAAAUAAAACUGUAUUUAUGAAAUUCCCAGGACUGCUGAUCAAUGGUAUCAGCUAAACAGUGGUAGAAACACAGCACUUUGCCACAUCCGUUCAUUAUACAAUGUGAUGAGAGCGCAGCAGAGCAAACCCUGACACUAAGUGCGGUUUAACUAAAUGUUGUACUUUACAUAUCAUAUACUGAUGUCAUACACUCCAGUCACACCCAGAGCUACUUCACAAUUUUGUUAGUGCCAGGAUUCCAUCAGGCACAUAUGUAACAAGUGAGCAGAGAUCCCAUAAAGCACUGUCCUCAUCAGACCAUUGGCUUAGUGAUUUUUCACACACAGAACCAGCAGGUGGCAGCAGCGAGGUGUUAGGUCCUGCAGGAUGAGAGCAGCAAAUAUUAAAUUCAUCUCUGAAUGUUACUAAGCAAAGCAUUUCUUCAGUUACCAAGGAUGUAUGAGGAUUCAUUGUAAGCUCUCUUAUGCUGACUAUUUAUUGUAAGCCACAGUUUAUUUUAUAUCACAGUCUGUGUGAAGUUAACAAUAAAUUUCACAGUAUCUGCCUAUGCUGUUGUACAUUU